UCAAACGUCAACAAAAACCGGCUGAUUAGUCCACGUGAACUUACGAGAAUUUUCCACUGACCGAAUAUUUUUAUUUUGAUUCUCGCCCGAUAUCGGGUUCGUUAAGCGAUAAACCAGUUUUAUUGUAGCAGAGCAUCAUUAUCCUGCGGCGUAUUUUUAGCCGAAAGUAUUACGUGCAAUUUUGUAAUGGAGAGUAGUUCUUUUGACCGGCUUAAGGAGUUAAAUUUGUCCCGGGAUGAAGUAAACCGUAUCGGCGAGGCCCUAAAGAAGGAGGAAUUCCGGAAACUAUUAGUCGAUUACGUCGAGGAAAUCCAGAACCCGGAAAAUCGGAAAAAAUACGAGGAGGAGGUCGCACAGAUAGAGAGAGAACGAGGCCAGGAAGUCACGUUUUUACAUCCCAAUGCAGGUUAUGUAAUAAAAACCAGCCUUAAUGGAACCCAAAAAUGCUUCAUUAACAUCUGUUCAAACGACAAUAUAAAAAAGCCCUCCUCAAGUCCAUCCGUUAAAGAUGGAGCCCGAGGCCUACAAUGGUCUGUCCCUCAUUCUUUAUCACCCCCACACGAAGACAUUGACAACAAAGGGGUGAGAUGUCAGGUGUUUGAUGUCCUUUUCCAUCCAGACACCUUGCACCUGGCAAGUAACAAUAAAGAUUUCCGUGGAAUGGUGAACAAUGUGGCCUUGGAAGCACUAGAGAGUAACUUCCAUGUUUCGUUAGACAAAAAGAACCUUAAGUUCCCUAAAAUUAGUUAUAAGGGUAUGAAGAGGGCCACCAUUAUGAGGAAACCUUCCAAACAAAGACCCAGUGAAAAAACCCCAGAAGAACAGGAAAUGUUUGAUAAGAUUUUUGCAGAAAUCGACUCUCACAGGAGUCCGAAAAAAGGGAGCAGUGUCAAGAAGAGCAAACCUAAAAGAACCUCGUCUGAUGAGUCCAAGUGUAGCUAUACCACCCCGAAAUAUUCAAUUAAGCAUAGGUCCCAUAUAGAAAUGCAAGAGUUUACCGAGGAUAGACUUUGCAAACUGAAUUCAGCAAUUCCCAAGGAACUUAUCGUGGAAAUUGAUUUACCAUUGCUAAAGUGUUCCAGUGACAUGGAUUUGGAUGUUACAGAGAAAACUGUGCAACUUAUCAGCGAGAAACCUGCCAAGUAUAAAUUGAACUUGACACUUCCAUAUCAGGUCAUUGAAUCUAAUGGCACAGCAAAGUUCGAUAAAGACCUCAAAAAACUUAUCAUCACCCUGCCUGUAAACAGAAAAACCGUCUAUGAACCGGUAAAAUAUGACAGUGGGGUAGAGAGUUGUUUAGAAAGUGACCUGAACAGUCCUACAAGUCCGGAGUCUGAUGAUGAGGACUCUGAACCCAACGAAAUUGUGAUAAAAACUACUACCGAGCCAACGGCUCAGAACAGUGAUAAUUUCCUUAACGCUAGCGAUAUGUACAACCUACCGGAGUUUACUUGUAACACGUUCGAUAACGUGCUGGCGUUCACUUUAAAUGUUAAAAAUGUCGACGAUAGCACCGUUAGUAAGGAGGUGAAUAACUCAUUGGUGAAAGUCAAGUUUACUAGCAUCAGUUCCAGUUUUUAUUUGAGCUGUUACGCGUUCUACAUCAAGUUUCCCCAGCAUGAAGUCAAAAAGGAGGAUGUGACGGUGGAAACGUGGGAUAAUAACGUCAUUUUGCAGGUGCCUCUAAAAAACAGUGAAGUUCCGCUGUCUUCUUACUUCUAUGGCAUGAAUCUGGACACUCUGGAAGAAAAAUUCAUCGAAGAACCAUCAAUAUUAAACAAACUCUUACAAGAACCUGACCCCCAAUUGGAAGUGAUCAAAGAAGAUUCCGAAUUAAAAGUGAAAGAUCCUGUUGUUGAAGAAUUUAAAGAAAAAAACCAACCCAGGGGUUUUUCAGAACGUAAAAGUAAAGCCAUAGACAUCCAGGCGAUUUCGUACGAGUCCAGCGGGGAUGAACUGAGUUUCUCGCCCAGAAAAGGCAAAGGAAUCUUAAAGAGGAUGUGCAGCAGCAGAGCGAAGUUCGGCAGAAGCGUCUCAGAGUCCAGUUUGGACGAUUUCCUGUGCUCCUCCUUUGAAAACUAUCACGGGAGCAUCGAGUGCGUUCCGGAAGAUUCCAGGGAGGAUGACGAGGAAAUGUCUUCGAGCUUAAAAAAGACUGUUAGGUUUAAUGAUGUCGUCACCAAGCAGUUGUUUAGGUCGAACUCGAGUAUCCUGGGCCAAAAAAAGAAGAACCAACGGAAGGCGCGUAAUAAAAAACGCGCCCUUGAGCGUCGUUUCAGCGAGAGUGAGGCGUCGGACAAUGAGAGCAAAAAGGAGGGAGAUACACAGACUGUCGAUUCUAACCCGAAAAACGGCGUGGUGCUGGUCACGGAUGAUAAUCACAAAAAAGACGACCAUGAUAUUUUCCAUUUGGAAAUGAAUAAUUAGGAUCGACAAAUUUAGUGAGGUCAAUUAAUUAUUUAAGAGUAGGCGCACAAAUAUUCGAUUGUAGUAGAUUUGGGUAAUUUUUUUAGGUGCCGAAAGGUUUGGAAAAUAAUGUUUCCAUACAAUUAGCAUCUUAUUCCUUACUUCAUUCUGAUAUACACCUUCUAAAUGAAAUUUCCUAACCUUUCGGUACAUAUUUUCAAAAAUAUCUGUUCCAAAACAACAAAUAUUUGCUCAACUUACCCAGUGUUUUAACCCUUAUCACGCCACUUUCACCUAUUCCUAAUUGUUUUUCCUCAACUGUAUUCCUUAAGGUAUUUUUGGCAUUAGGAUAGUUUUAUGUUUUUUUUUUUUUUUUAAUUGAACUAUUAUAUGGUCCGGUUUGAAUAAGUUUGGUAUUUUGGUGCGUUCGGUUUGCGUUAUAGUACAACUAUUAAUGCCGUGGCAUACUUUAUAAAUUCUAUGUACCAGUGAAAUUAUUGUUAAAAAAUUUACACUAUAUUAUUUUUUAUUUUAUACGUGUUUUCUUAGUAUAUUAGGAUACUUUAUAAAAUUAAAUAAAGGGUGUUGAAUAUCCGCAAGUUA
Molecule: messenger RNA, 3009 nt
Organism: Anthonomus grandis grandis
Lineage: Eukaryota; Metazoa; Arthropoda; Insecta; Coleoptera; Curculionidae
Product: protein kintoun
Exons: 5
Coding region: 187-2427 (746 amino acids)
Biological process (GO): axonemal dynein complex assembly
Cellular component (GO): cytoplasm
Source: RefSeq, a predicted model, not a curated record